AAUAACUGAUUUACAAUUGUCUUUGGUUAUCUCGUAAGAAAAAACUGUGCUGCAAAUUUUCUGGUAUCAAGGAAGUGCCGGCACCGGCGACAAUGAGCUGCCGAUAUAUGGCCGCCAUCAGCUCCUCUCUGCUACGGAGCACAAUAACUCUCCCAACAUUACCCCAUUUCAAUCCUUUGAAGCCACCGAAUUCCGUUCGCCUAAUUCAAUCAACUUUUCAACUUCCAGUUCGCCAUUGUCCACACAGGGCCAUGUCUCGUGUGAGUGCAACACAUGAUGAAGAGGCUGCUGCUAAAGCAGCAGCAACAGAAGCUAACAGUGGAGCUCCAACCAUAUUUGACAAGAUUAUUUCAAAGGAGAUCCCUUCUAGCAUUGUCUAUGAAGACGACAAAGUUCUAGCGUUUCGUGAUAUUAAUCCUCAAGCACCUGUUCAUGUUUUAGUCAUCCCAAAGCUCAGAAACGGGUUAACAGAGCUUGGCAAGGCUGAACCACGACACGAAGACAUAUUGGGUCAUCUUCUUCAUGCAUCAAAAAUAGUUGCGGAAAAAGAAGGCAUUGUUGAUGGAUUCCGUGUGGUCAUUAACAGUGGCGCCUCUGCAUGUCAAUCGGUUUAUCAUCUUCAUUUGCAUGUUCUUGGUGGAAGACAGUUGAAAUGGCCACCUGGUUGAUUGACGUUUAAACCAUCAUUUCACUGCUUCAGUUUUCAUUUUCGUAGCUCGUUCCAGGUGGUUUAUGUACUACGAAGGAGGGUUUACUGAGUUAAAGUGUAUUAACAUAUAAUGUUCGACGCUAUAUCAAUCUCAAGUUCAACAAAAUAUAUCAUUACCAGAGGUUUGCUUGGUUCACUAUGAUGUUUAAGUAUUUCAUUACGUUUGUUGAUGAUCGUUCUCAUGCAACUUGGGUGUUCAAAUCACGAAAUCAAACUCUGUUUUAUUUAUUUAUUUAUUUUUUUUUGUGAA
Helianthus annuus (common sunflower) is the source of this 959-nucleotide messenger RNA. RefSeq names its product 14 kDa zinc-binding protein. The transcript is spliced from 6 exons. Lineage: Eukaryota; Viridiplantae; Streptophyta; Magnoliopsida; Asterales; Asteraceae. Gene Ontology annotation, molecular function: adenylylsulfatase activity. The coding region runs from base 93 to 668 and encodes 191 amino acids. Gene Ontology annotation, biological process: purine ribonucleotide metabolic process; sulfur compound metabolic process. The record is from RefSeq and is a predicted model, not a curated record. Gene Ontology annotation, cellular component: cytoplasm.